Messenger RNA from Drosophila teissieri, 1005 nucleotides. RefSeq lists its product as uncharacterized. Bases 376 to 1005 code for a protein of 209 amino acids. The record is from RefSeq and is a predicted model, not a curated record. The transcript is spliced from 3 exons. Lineage: Eukaryota; Metazoa; Arthropoda; Insecta; Diptera; Drosophilidae.
AGGUGCCACUCCCUGUCAAAAGCCUGAUUCACAUCUAGAAAGAUGUGAAUAUUGCUGCACAAUAUUUCUUAUUUUCUUAUUUUCUUUUCUGGUGACGACACGGUGGCUCAGCAUUGCCAGGCUCCAGUUCUACCAGUAAUACUUCCCGUAGAUAAUUUAGGAACCCAACAGUUUUGGUUAGAAUCAGGACACACACUAAAUAAAUUUACUGUUAUACAAAAAAAAAAAAAAAAUCAAAAUGGCACACCUAAGUGACUUUAAGUAAAACCUCCUUGGUAUCUCUUGUUUGGAUGGCAUUCCUCUACGAACCGAAUCACCCAGUGCCAGGCUUCCGCAUCCGAUUAGGUAAUCAAUCUCCUCCAGCUGAGGGCUUCAAUGGGAAACUUGCCCCUGCGACACCAUAAAGUCUCCCAUUUUGGCCAGCGCCGGUUAAUGUCUUUAAAUCACGGCCCCAAAAUGGCAUAUUACAUGGGCGCACCAAAGGAAGUGAUGGGAGCUGCAGGAUGGGGGGAUGGGGGGAUGGCAGGAUGCAGGCAUGUCCAUGGGCAUGGCCACCAUAAACACAAAUCAAUUGUCAACCACUCGACGGGGGAAGGACUUCAGACGGCUGGCAGGACUCGGAUUGGCGACGGCAGUGACGCUGGUUAUGGGAAUGGGAAUGGGAAUGGGGAUGGGAUGCAGAUUCACAUCCCAGCGGAACGCAAUUUGCGUUGCACUUUUCAAUUUCCGGCAAAGGACUUCAUCACCACCACUCUCGACGGCCGUGCAACACUAUCCAAAUCUAGUCGCUGCUGUGUGCCAUUUGCGAGGGACCCAGGACGCAGGACGCAGGACACAGGACACAGGACCUGGGAUCCAGGACGAAGGCGUCAGGACGAUGGGCGAUGGGUGAUGGGCGAAGGACCUGCACACGUCACCGUAACCAGUGUCAAAAUGAUUGUGGACUCACGGCACCCAAAAAUCACAAGGAUCACGGCUGCAUGCAGAUACAGAUGCAAUCGCUAA